CAAAGCAGCAGGAAGCGACCCGCCGGUCCUUGGCCUGGGCCUCCCGUUAAUCCCUUCCCCUUGUGCCGUUGCAGCGCCCGAGGCCCGGAGGGAGCGCCGCGGGGGGGAGCGUGGCGAGAGAAUGAAGAAGCCAACCGCGCCGGAGAAGCAUGAGGCGGCAGCGCGGCGCGCAGUGUGAAGGGCUCCGGCUGACGGUCCCAUGGGCACCGGCGCUAUUGGUCCUGAGUCUGUGCUGCCGGGGGGCGGUUGCGGCCACCGCCGCCGGCCCGGUGCCUGAGCAGCAUGCGGCCUCCUCCUCCUCCCCAGGCCAGACGCCGCUGGACUGGCUGCUCACGGACCGGGGCCCGUUUCACCGAGCUCAGGACUACACGGACUUCGCCGAGCGCUACCGCCAGGGUUUCACCACCAGGUACAGGAUCUACAGGGAGUUUGCCCGCUGGAAGGUGAAUAACUUGGCCUUGGAAAGGAAAGAUUUCUUCAGCCUGCCGCUGCCCUUGGCCCCCGAAUUUAUCCGGAACAUCCGCCUCCUGGGACGACGGCCCAGCCUGCAACAGAUUACAGAGAACCUGAUUAAGAAAUACGGGACGCAUUUCCUGCUCUCCGCCACUCUGGGAGGAGAAGAGUCCCUGACCAUUUUCGUGGACAAGCGCAAGCUGAGCCGGAAAGCGGACGUGGGCGGGAACAGCUCCAACGUCUCCCUGGAGACCCUGCACCAGCUGGCCGCCUCGUACUUCAUUGACCGGGAGAGCACGCUGCGCAGGCUGCACCACAUCCAGAUCGCCACCGCCGCCAUCAAGGUCACCGAAACCCGGACGGGCCCUCUCGGCUGCAGCAACUAUGAUAACUUGGAUUCGGUCAGCUCGGUUCUCGUCCAGAGCCCCGAGAACAAAGUACAGCUGCUAGGUGAGGGCUGCAGCCUUUCUCCGUUCAUCCAAGCGCCCGGGAGAAAGAGAGAGGAGCUCCAGGCGCUGGUGAGGAGGCUCCCGGAGGACCGCUUUGUGAACGUGACGACCAUCUCCCAGUACUGGGCCAUGGACCUCGACGUGCAGCAUCGCUACCAGCAGCUGGGCGCCAGCCUGAAGCUGCUCCUCAAGAAAACCCGUCGGAUCGUCCAGCGUCUCUUCAACCUCUGCAGACACUGCCACAGGCAGCCCCGCUUCAGGCUGCCCAAGGAGAGAGCUUUGCCCUACUGGUGGAGCCGCAUCCAGUCCUGCCUGUACUGCAGUGAGAGCAGCCCUCCGGGGACCUUCCUGGAAGACAGCCACAGCUGCACCUGCCCCUCCGAGCCAGCCUCCUGCCAGGGGCCCAUCCCGUGUGCCUUGGGCGAAGGGCCCGCCUGCGCCGCCUGCGCCGAGGAGAACAGCACCCGCUGCGGGGCCUGCAACCCGGGCUACGUGCUGAGCCAGGGCCUGUGCCGGCCGGAGGUGGCCGACUCCCUGGAGCACUACCUGGGCCUGGAGACGGACCUGCAGGACCUGGAGCUGAAGUACCUCCUCCAGAAACGGGACAGCCGCCUGGAGGUGCACUCCAUCUUCAUCAGCAACGACAUGCGCCUGGGGGGCUGGUUCGACCCCUCCUGGCGGAAGCGCAUGCUGCUCACCCUGAAGAGCAACAAGUACAAGCCGGGGCUGGUGCACGUCAUGCUGGCCCUCUCCCUCCAGAUAUGCCUCACCAAGAACAGCACGCUGGAGCCCGUCAUGGCCGUCUACGUGGCCCGCCACUCGGAGAGUUGGUUCAUGCCCGUGAAGGAGGGCGGCUUCCCGGACUGGGAAAGGACUAACGUGGACGCCUCGGCCCAGUGCCAAAAUUGGACGCUCACCCUCGGGAACAAGUGGAAGACUUUCUUCGAGACGGUGCACGUCUACCUGCGGAGCCGGAUCAAGUCGCUGGAGGACAGCUCCAACGAGACCGUCUAUUACGAGCCCCUGGAGAUGGCGGAUCCCUCCAAGAACCUGGGCUACAUGAAAAUCAACAGCUUGCAAGUCUUCGGCUUCAGCUUGCCCUUCGAUCCCGACGCCAUCCGGGAUCUGAUCCUGCAGCUGGAUUACCCCUACACCCAGGGCUCCCAGGACUCGGCCCUGUUACAGCUCCUAGAGCUCAGGGACCGGGUGAACCGGCUUUCGCCGCCUGGCAAAACCCGGCUGGACCUUUUCUCUUGCUUGCUCCGGCACCGGCUCAAGCUGGCCAACAACGAAGUGGGAAGGAUCCAGUCCUCCAUGCAGGCCUACAGCGCUAAGCUGCCGAGCCCGGUGGCUCUGACGCAACGGGAGAGGGGGACGGCGAGCGCAGACUUCCAAAGGCCUUGCCGGAGCGCCAGCCGGGGGAGCAGCCCCAGAGACGGCAGCACGGGAAGGAUGCGAGGAGACGCCCGGGCCGUGGCAAGAGACUGCGGGGCAGCUUGGUCAGAGAGGGGCGCCAGGCCUAGGGCGGCCGGGGGCUCACCUCAUUGUGGCUUGUGUUGA
This is a messenger RNA of Pelodiscus sinensis (Chinese soft-shelled turtle), 2462 nucleotides long. The record is from RefSeq and is a predicted model, not a curated record. NCBI's taxonomy places the organism in Eukaryota, Metazoa, Chordata, Testudines, Trionychidae.